AACACAAUCACAACCAACAGCCAAGAUGACGCUCUACUACACUCUCGUAUUCGUGCUGUUGAUGCUGGAGAUGACCUUGUUCAUGCUCCUCAUCAUCCCUCUUCCUUUCACCAUCAAGAGGAAGCUCUUCACCUUCAUCUCUGAGAGUCCCAUUGUAGCAAAAAUACAAUACUGGAUGAAGAUUACAUUCGUCUUCAUCCUCAUCCUGUUCAUCGACAGCGUCAACCGCGUCUACAGGGUCCAGGUCGAACUGGCCAUGGCCACCGAGAAGCAGAACAACGGCGCCGCCGUCAUGGGCCACGAGCGCCUCGAGGUCCAGGCCCGCAAGUUCUACUCGCAGCGCAACAUGUACCUCUGCGGCUUCACCCUCUUCCUGUCCCUCAUCCUCAACCGCACCUAUGUUAUGAUCCUGGAAGUCAUGCGUCUCGAGGACCGCGUCAAGAGCUACGAGGGCACCAACUCCAACACGAAGGAGUCGGAGAAGCUCGCCGUCAGCGGCAAGCCCGGCGAGAUUGCCAAGCUGCGCAAGGAGCUCGACGUCAAGACCCAGGACCUCGAGAACCUCAAGAAGCAGUCUACCCAGCUGCACAAGGCGUACGACGAGCUCAGCGACAAGUACGCUGCCGCCACUGGCGAGCCCGUCGACAAGAAGUUUGACUAAGGGGACGAAAAAAAAAACUCAAUGUACGGGUACUACCGAUCGGGAAAGAGAAAAAGAAAACGGGACUUGAAAGCGCACGCACACACAACGGACUCGGGAAACGAAAGCGUAGGCGUCGGACCUUGGGGGUUAUAGCUGUUCUCCGGUGCUCUGCGGGCUAGCCGGUGGCGAAAGCAGCGAGCGAGCCUCUGGAGGGAGACUCGCUUUUGAAUUAUUAUGACCACUGUUUACUAGUCUCGUUCGAUCUUGUCCCAU
Messenger RNA from Verticillium dahliae VdLs.17, 916 nucleotides. Its product is annotated as endoplasmic reticulum transmembrane protein. Lineage: Eukaryota; Fungi; Ascomycota; Sordariomycetes; Glomerellales; Plectosphaerellaceae. Gene Ontology annotation, biological process: intracellular protein transport; endoplasmic reticulum to Golgi vesicle-mediated transport. The transcript is spliced from 4 exons. The record is from RefSeq and is a predicted model, not a curated record. Gene Ontology annotation, cellular component: endoplasmic reticulum membrane; endoplasmic reticulum. The coding region runs from base 26 to 661 and encodes 211 amino acids.